AUGUCCGCUGAUUCCACUCCGCGGCUAGUCGGGGCCCAGACAUCAAAAUCAUUCUCCCGUAUGGAGGACACAUCAUCCAGCUCCUUUCCUCGAAACCGCGCAAAGGCAGUGCAGGGGAUUUUAACUCAGGACGUGGAAGCAGAGACUUCUCCUCUUACACCUUUGGACCCAGACCCUCUAUAUGGAGAAUCAGAUCUUUUUGCGAAAAGAGACUCGAUAGAUUUGGCGGAUGGGCGGCUACUCGGCAAGCCUGAUGCCUCCCAUUCCCAGCUGCCAUAUCCGGCGGACCACUUUGAGCUUCCCAUAGAGCUAGCUAGCUUGACUGAUAGGUUUAUUGCCUCUCUCAGCGCGAAAGUGUACUCAACUCCACCCUCCAUAGAUAAGCUUUCGGGCCUCUUUCAAGACUUUUAUGUGCGUGCCGCCGCGCAUAUAUCAACCCAUAUUUCGACGCUGGCCUCUCGUUUGCACCGCGAAACUCUCUCAUCUCCUUCCCCUCCUCAAAUUUCUGGGAAAAUUCAACGUGAUCCCUUGUCCAAAGAUCAAUCAAAGGGCUCUGAAAAGCUUACUACUGACCAGCAAAUGCUGACAGCGGAAGAGGUGGCAGAGAAACGGAGAGCCCGCAAGAUUUUACAAUACAAAGGCCACGCCCUCGAGGAGGCAGUCGAGCGGCGGGCCUGUGAAGCUGUAUACGACAAGAUCUGGCGCCACAAAAAUUCUUUGGAUGAAGUCAGAGACGAGAAACUGCGUUCCAAGACAGCGGCAUUAGCACUUGUUGGUAUUGGACUCAAGGACCUGGGGAUUAAGGCUUGGGAUUUGGACGGAUCCGAAGAAUCUGAAGCGUCAAAAUUCCUAACCUCUGCCCGAGAAAGUUUAAUCAAAAUGAACGAUGAAAAAUUCCCCUUAGGCAAACUCCAUCAUCUUACUGCUGCCCACAAGGCUAUCGUCGAUACAUUGACAAUAGUUCUUCCGUCAUCCUCUUCUGCUGACGAAAUAUUACCGACCCUGAUAUACAUCCUAAUAACUACACCAGCGGAAGGCAUCAACAUUAUAAGUAACCUACUGUUCAUUCAGCGCUUUAGAGCAUCAAGUAGACUCGAUGGCGAAGCAGCGUACUGCUUGACUAACCUAGAAGCAGCCAUCAGCUUCCUAGAGAAUGUGGACCUAAACAGUUUACAAACAGACCAAACACAAGACGGUGCAUUGAACUCUCCUCGGGUCGCUUCUAACCCCACCUCUAUCCGGCAUGAUGCGCCAACAAGCAAGAGCCCUUCAACAAUUUCGCCUUCUUCGACCGCUUCUCAACUGUCGUUUGAAGUGGGAAAAUCGGAUUCAGGGCGGCGGUUGAUGUCAAAUGAAGGCGAUCCUUCGCCACAGCGGCGUCUCACUAACCUCCUUCAACCUUCAGCUAAAGUUCUUGGUGCUGCCAAUGACGCUGUUAGAAACACUGCUGACCAGGGAUUCAAAAAUAUCAGCAACACACUUGAUAAUAGCUUCAACUUUCUCUUUGGCCGCUUGAGGGAAGUUCAAAGCAGACAAAACGGGGAGCCGAAUGGGAUAUCUACGCUUGUUCCAAAAACUCUGGAUGAUGCUCGGCGGUUGGUCACUACCUCGCCAAUUUUAGACGAAACCGACAGCAGCGGGAAAGCUGAAGAUAGGCUCCUCGGGCUUAUCGGUGGGCGAAUGUUAUCCAGACAGAAUAGCACGGGUAGCUCGGGGAACAGCGGUAGUGGGUCAAAAGCUAUCUCCUCCAGCAGAGAAACAUCCACUCCCGCCGCACCUAAUUCUGGAUCGAUUUUCUCCUACCCCGCAAACCAACUAACGGCUCCGCCAUUUGGGUCAAUGAAGAGUAUCGGCAAUACCUUAAAUCCUUUAAACCACAUUCCAGGCAUGAUCCGUGGGUUCGGGCGAAGCGCACCUGACCCUUCUCACGACACUGUGUUAACCACAGACAAGCCAAAAACAGCAGAGUCUAUAUCAAGCCGCUCUAGCACUCCCGCUCCACAGAAGACUACCACGAGCACAAACAUCAUCAACACCGCCGAAUUUAAACCUCCAAUCAAGCGAUUCUUGGAAAUGUCGGAUGCUGGAGAGCUUAAAAUGAGCGAUAUUCCCGAGCUACUCGAAGAUUACAAGCGGCUUGCCCUGUUCUUGAAAGAACCUAGUACUUCCUAA
Messenger RNA from Histoplasma capsulatum G186AR, 2172 nucleotides. RefSeq lists its product as uncharacterized. The record is from RefSeq and is a predicted model, not a curated record. The transcript has 2 exons. Bases 1 to 2172 code for a protein of 723 amino acids. Gene Ontology annotation, biological process: vesicle-mediated transport. Gene Ontology annotation, cellular component: cytosol; endocytic vesicle. NCBI's taxonomy places the organism in Eukaryota, Fungi, Ascomycota, Eurotiomycetes, Onygenales, Ajellomycetaceae. Gene Ontology annotation, molecular function: small GTPase binding; guanyl-nucleotide exchange factor activity.